Bacillus rossius redtenbacheri is the source of this 1047-nucleotide messenger RNA. RefSeq names its product aquaporin AQPAe.a-like. Gene Ontology annotation, biological process: transmembrane transport. Gene Ontology annotation, cellular component: plasma membrane. Lineage: Eukaryota; Metazoa; Arthropoda; Insecta; Phasmatodea; Bacillidae. The transcript has 6 exons. The record is from RefSeq and is a predicted model, not a curated record. Gene Ontology annotation, molecular function: channel activity. The coding region runs from base 135 to 869 and encodes 244 amino acids.
UUCUACGCCUUAGACACAAAAUUGACAUAGUUAGUGUUGUGGUGGUGAUCAAGGUAGUUAAACAGCCAGAUUGCAUACAGUGGGAUAAACGCUCGUCCAUCGUGGAAAACGUGUCUGCCCAAGCAUACAUAGGCAUGAAGCGCUUGGUGAGCGGCCUGGACCCGGGGAACAGGUGCAGAGCUGCGACGGUGCUGCUGGCAGAGUUCACCGGGACCGCGCUGCUGGUGUUCCUCAGCUGUUUGGCCAACACCGUGCUGCCCACCGCCCCACACCCAACACACCUGCAGAAGGCUCUGGCGACCGGCAUGUCUGUCGCUACCGUCAUACAGGUGUUCAGCCACAUCAGCGACGCGCACCUGAACCCCGCGGUGACCCUGUCCGCCGUGGUGCUGGGACGCGUGGACCUGGCGCUGGCCCUCGUGUACCUGGGGGCCGAGUGCAGUGGCGCCGUGGCCGGGAGCGCACUCGCCGAGGCACUGCUGCCGGCGAGCCUGGGAGUCUGCGAGCUGUGCGUGACGAAGGUGAGAGCGGACCUGAGCCUGGCGCAGGCCGUGCUCCUGGAGUCAGUAGCGACCUUCGUGCUGGUGCUCACGGUGUCCGCCUCCUGGGACAGUCGCAACAGAGACAAGCAGGACUCGCUGCCGCUCAAGUUCGGCUUCCUCGUCACCACCAUGUGCGCUCUCCUGGAUCCCUUCACCGGAGCCAGCAUGAACCCUGCCCGCAGUCUGGGACCCGCGCUGCUGACCGGGCGCUGGGAGGCCCACUGGGUGUACUGGGUCGGGCCAAUCACCGGAGGCCUGCUGGCAUCCUCCUUCUACAGACUCGUGUUCGGGUACCGUCACUUCGCCUGCCUGCGCCAGGAAGACUGACGCCUCUGUCCGGCCAGCUGCCGUCCGCGGAUGUGAAGAAAAAAAAACCUGCUGCAUUUAAAUAUUCUUAUAAUUUACGCAUACUCUUCAUAGACACCCAGGAAGUUAGGCGGAAAUGUUAUUCCAGCAAUGGGAAGCGAGUUUGAUGAUCUCAAUAAAUCAUAUUUUCUCAUUUGAA